AUGGAUGAACCAUAUCUCCAGCACAAGUACAAUAUUAACAGCACACGUACCCGCCGCAUUGGCUCGCGGAAGCCUUCGCAAAGCCUUCGAACGAAGAAGCAAGGGGGGAGGGGGCAAAAGAAGGCCCGACUCUCUCAGGCGCACCACCACAUGUUGUGGACGGGCCGGAGCGCAGCGCAGCAACUCAGCGCAAACGCUACCAUGUAG
Molecule: messenger RNA, 207 nt
Organism: Plenodomus lingam JN3
Lineage: Eukaryota; Fungi; Ascomycota; Dothideomycetes; Pleosporales; Leptosphaeriaceae
Source: RefSeq, a predicted model, not a curated record